GCUGCGUUAAGCAGGCGUACCGCGCUUCGUUUCUUGCGGACAAUUUGUUGUCCCAUGUUGAACAGCUCCAGAGCUCCAGAGCGGUACGUCGAGCGCAGUGUAUCGGUGGUGUUGUUAGGGAUGGAAGAUUACUGGUGCGAACUAGUGUGGUGUUUGUGGGUAAAAAUCUCAGCCAAAGCAGGGAAAGUGCCGUGUGCUAGAUCACCAUCUGUACGGUGUACGUCAGUCAAUUGAAGAUGAUCAGCGUUGAUUGAGAUGCGCACCCCGGGAUAAGAAUAGCAAAUCGAGAUAAUAUGGCCAACUGUGGAGUGUGUGAUGCUGCUGCAUCGUUCCGGACAUCUCGAUCCCGGUUUGCGAUGACAGUUGGCCAGCAGUAUUCGGCGUUCGAGCAGCGCCAUGACGGAGGUCAAGGCAUCGCGUGGACAUUGGGCCUCGAAAACGGAGUUCAUCCUAUCGUGCAUUGGUUAUGCGAUCGGGCUGGGCAAUGUGUGGCGCUUCCCGUAUCUGUGCUAUCGGAACGGUGGUGGAGCAUUUCUAGUGCCGUACCUGUUGAUGCUGGUCCUGUGCGGAAUACCGCUGUUCUUUCUGGAAACGUGUCUCGGACAGUUCAGUGGAACCGGGUGCAUUACGGUGUUCAAGAUCGUUCCACUGCUCAAGGGGGCCGGGAUCGCGAUCGUGGUGAUUAACUUCAUCUGCACCGGGUACUACAACGCGAUCAUAUCCUACCCGCUACUAUUCCUGUGGCGAUCGCUACAGGCACAUCUGCCAUGGGAAACGUGUGAAAACGCUUGGAACACGGAUCGAUGUCUGGAGCUGCGGGGUGAGCAUCAUGUGGAGCUGUUUCUCAACAACAGUGGACUAAGUGUGGCGGAUCGGUACCGUACACCGGCGGAUGAGUUUUUCCACAAUGAAAUUCUUCACAUCUCCGAAGGUAUCGAUCACAUGGGAGGCAUCGUGUGGCCCCUGCUGUUGUGCGAUAUCCUCGCCUGGAUAGUGAUCUUUUGCUGUAUCGCCAAGGGUGUCCAAUCGGUCGGUAAGGUGGUGUACUUCACGGCAACGUUUCCGUUCGUAAUCCUUGCGGUGCUGCUGGUGCGCGGUGUAACACUGCCGGGUGCGAUGGAGGGCAUCAAGUUCUACAUUAUGCCCCAGUGGAGUCAGCUGCUGAAUCUGCGUGUGUGGGCCGAUGCGGCCAUACAAAUUUUCUUCUCGCUCGGACCUGGCUGGGGUGGGAUAGUGAAUAUGGCGAGCUACAAUCACUUCAAAAACAACACCAAGCUGGACUCGAUCAUCAUACCGAUCGUGAACUGUGGGACAAGCAUUUUGGCCGGGUUUGUGGUGUUUUCUGUGCUGGGUUACUUUUCGCAUCAAACAGGUCUUCCAGUUGCAACGGCUGCUACCGGCGGACCUGGACUGGCUUUCAUCACGUAUCCGGAGGCAAUCAGUAUGCUUCCGCUAUCUCCACUGUGGGCUUGCCUGUUUUUCAGUAUGUUAUUCUUUCUCGGAGUUGAUAGUAUGUUCGUCCAGAUAGAAGCCAUCGUUUCCUCGGUGUUGGAUGUCUUCCCCGUUUUGCGUACGAUGAAGCUACUGAUAACGGCUGGGACAUGUUUUCUACUCUUUCUGCUGUCAUUGGCCUGCGUCACACGGGGUGGAAUGUAUCUGGUGCAGCUGCUGGACUGGUAUUCGGCGUCAAUUUCGGUGAUACUGGUUUGCAUUGUAGAGGUCAUUGCCGUGGCAUGGAUAUACGGGUGUGACAGGUUUGUUCGCGACGUCGAGUUCAUGAUCGACCGUAAGGUGGAACAAUUUUGGAUACUGUCAUGGAAAUUCAUCACACCGAUCGUGCUGACUUUUAUUUUCAUCACUACAAUCGCGUACAAUACUGAGGUGUCUUACAAUGGAUUAUCGUACCCGCGAUGGGCAAUAGGAGUCGGUUGGGCAAGCUGUUUGGUCUCCAUGCUGUGCAUUCCAGCAUUCGUUAUCUACAAGCUGAUGAUCACAAAAGGAACGUUGAUGAAGCGUUUGAAGAGUCAACUAAAGCCCCUUGAUUGGGGCCCAGCCGAUGCUUAUCAGCGUGCAUUGUGGAGCGAUACUGUAGAAUGCGUUCAGUAAAAUAAACGAUACCUUCCUAUCAUACCGAAA
Anopheles stephensi (Asian malaria mosquito) is the source of this 2136-nucleotide messenger RNA. Its product is annotated as sodium-dependent proline transporter. Gene Ontology annotation, cellular component: membrane. The transcript is spliced from 7 exons. The record is from RefSeq and is a predicted model, not a curated record. Gene Ontology annotation, biological process: sodium ion transmembrane transport. NCBI's taxonomy places the organism in Eukaryota, Metazoa, Arthropoda, Insecta, Diptera, Culicidae. Bases 397 to 2106 code for a protein of 569 amino acids. Gene Ontology annotation, molecular function: glycine transmembrane transporter activity.